AUGGGGCGGAGGUCCGAUCUUCGCAGUGUUGCCGUCGUUGCGAUUCAGCGAUGGCAAGGUCGUCGCCUCGAGAUUUCGCAGGCAAUGAGACUCCUCGGUGCUCUUCAUAUAAUGAAAAAAGAGCAAGAUGGAAGUGAUGCAGUCCAACCUCUACAUGGAGCUUUAGCUGGCAAUGCCGGCAGCGGUGGUGAGGACGUUAUGGCAUUACAAGGAGUUGAAAUGCUUAUGGAUAUAGCUACAGAAUACGCAAGGCGGCUACAUCGUGACAACUACGAAAAACGGAGAUUGGGCAGUAAAGCAGCAAAUAUAGAGCAGCGAGUAGAACUACCACUUAGCUUCCAGCGGCAGAUAUUAUUACCUGAUGCCGUGGUGGCUGGUAUUGUGGACCAAGUCGUCAGCUCCUUCUCCGGUUCCGGCGAUAACAAAAGUUCUUUAGGGGGGCCAUCGUCUGUGGCUACCCGUAUGAUGAAUUGCUGGGGCACAGCAGGCAAUAUAUUGCUUGCGCAACUGGUUGGAAAGCGCGUCGUGAGUGCUGACUCUCACAGACGCCUACUGCACUUUCUCAAGUGUGCAAUCAAACUCACCAAAGUAACCGUAAAGUGUUCCGUUUCUCCGAGGGCCACCGCGGUUUCGCCCAUGGUUCAAGACGAUGAAUUGGAGGUGCAUGACGUGCCACCACUUCCCAAGCCGCCUGUAGUGCCUGAAAGACGACCCCUAAAAGCAGCAUCAGGUGAAGUUACGGAUGCCGGUGAUGGUGAUGGAGAAGGUGAAGCGCUUGCCGAAAAGGUAGAGAACAUAGAUGUGAACGCUGCCGCUGAUGUUAGCGAUAGGAAUGGUGACAGCGCCGCUGACAGUAGCGAUAGUAGCACUAGUGGCAGCAGCGAUAGUGAGGGAGGCGGGAGCAGUGACGAUGACUACAGCGACGAUAAAUACUACAGGGACAGGAAAAAGCGUGAGGAAGCGCGCAUGGCUCGUAUCGCAACGAAGCUCAAUAUGGAUGAUGCUGCGGUGCGUGCAGCGAAGACGAGUAGGGAUGCUGUGGCUGCGGGAACAGCCGCUGCGUCAAAACAGCGUGAAAAAGAGGCAGCAGAAGAGCAUAAAUCGUACAUACAAAUGUUCGGUGACGUGGGGCAAGUAUUGUUUCCCGCACUCACGAACAUGAAGCGAAGUGUUGCAUCGAAGAAUGGGGCAAAUAACGCCACUUCCGUGGACGGUUUUACAACGAACCCUGGGGAGCCCCUGUGUUGCGUCGUGUGUGAAUUGUACGGCGAAGUGGAGGAAUUGUUGGUGUGCAGGUGUGGGAAUAAAAUGCAUCGUGAUUGUGGGAGUUCCACCGUCGACGGGACCCUAUAUUGCUCGAAGUACUGCCACGCCGUGGCGUCGGCAGAAACAAUCACCCCCGCUUAG
Trypanosoma brucei brucei TREU927 is the source of this 1407-nucleotide messenger RNA. RefSeq lists its product as hypothetical. The coding region runs from base 1 to 1407 and encodes 468 amino acids. The transcript has a single exon. Lineage: Eukaryota; Euglenozoa; Kinetoplastea; Trypanosomatida; Trypanosomatidae. The record is from RefSeq and is a predicted model, not a curated record.